This is a messenger RNA of Cucurbita pepo subsp. pepo (vegetable marrow), 1990 nucleotides long. RefSeq names its product protein EMSY-LIKE 3. Gene Ontology annotation, cellular component: nucleus. Lineage: Eukaryota; Viridiplantae; Streptophyta; Magnoliopsida; Cucurbitales; Cucurbitaceae. Gene Ontology annotation, biological process: defense response to fungus. The record is from RefSeq and is a predicted model, not a curated record.
CAAUAAUCGAUUUCAAGUCCGUCUUCCUCCCAACCCUGAACGGCUUCUCUCGUCUCGUUCAUCUUUCACACCUUCUUCAAGCUUCCUCUCAAGAAAACGCGAAGAAAAAUCGAACUCUGAAUUCCAAAUCCCUAGUUCUGUCAAAUUCGUAUUUUAUUGCCUGAAAUUCUUUUGCUGUCGACUGAACUUUUCCGAGCGGAUCGAGUCUUGAUUCUCACUCGAUCCGUGUUGGGUCUGCAAAUUUAGCUUCUUGGACUUCCAUGGGUGGCGCUUGAGCUUGGAGUUGGGGCCAUAUUCUGCAAGGUUCCGUGUUGGGUUUGCUUGUUUUGUUCCCGUUGAAUCCUGAGAAAUUUUACCGCGUUUUAAGAGUUGGGUUUGUCGUGAAGUUGCUUUCUGUUCGUGGGUUCGAGUGGUUUAUCGUUGAUUUGGGUGGGAGGAACUUCCCAUGGAGUAUGAACCGUCGGAUAGCAGCGGAACAGACGAUGACCUUCCUCCUCCUCAUCAAAAUAGAUUUCAAAGGGGUGGAGUUCCUGCUGGGAAUGGAAGAUCUGCACCGAUAAAUUCUUCUACGUUACCUAGGAUGCAUGGUGAUAUGGAAAUGCAGAUCCACCAAAUCGAGCAGGAAGCAUAUAGUUCAGUCCUGCGUGCUUUUAAAGCUCAAUCCGAUGCAAUUACAUGGGAGAAAGAAAGUUUAAUAACAGAAUUAAGAAAGGAAUUGAGAGUAUCAGAUGAGGAACACAGAAAACUUUUGUCGAGGGUAAAUGCAGACGAUGUCAUCAAAAGAAUAAGGGAAUGGAGAACAACAAAUGGGCUCCAACCUGGAAAGCUCAAUUCUGAUCAACCCAUGGCCGAUCUCGUACCGAGCCCCACUGCCUCAGCAUCACGGAAGAAACAAAAAACAUCCCAAGGUGCACCUACAUCUGCAAUACCCACUGGUACGCAACCAUCUUCAUCAGCCUUAAGACGUGGUCCACCCCCUGGAGCUAGAACUACAAAGACAAAAUCAUCCAUGCAUACAGGUCUUACGGGAAGUGGCCAAGUGAAUAAUCGAGGAUCUUUAGGAGCCUUUGCUUCAAAUGAAAAUGCUGAAGCAGCGACCCACGAACCAUUAAUUGGACGGAAAGUUUGGACUAGAUGGCCUGAAGACAACAGUUUCUAUGAGGCUGUUAUAACUGAUUAUAACCAUGCCGAGGGCCGUCAUGCUUUGGUGUACGAUAUUAAUACAGCGCACGAGACAUGGGAAUGGGUCAACCUUAAAGAGAUUUCUCCUGAAGAUAUUAGAUGGGAACGAGAGGAUUCGGUAUUAUCUCGCAGUGGCGCACGCCCUGGGCACGGGAGGGGCAGUAAGAAGUCCAUGACACGAGGCGGUGCAGUUGCUGCUGGUGGAAAGGGUAGAGGAACCACGAAGGGUCAAUCGAGGAAAGACUUGCCCGUAGCUCAUAAUGGAUCUCGGAAGCAGGCUAUGGGUGAUAUUGAAAUACUUCACACAGACACGCUGAUUAAGGAGGUGGAAAAAGUAUUUGGUGCUAAUAAUCCAGAUCCCAUGGAGAUUGAAAAGGCUAAGAAAGUGCUGAAAGACCAUGAGCAAUCCCUUGUCGACACGAUUGCAAGGCUCGAAGAUGCAUCCGAUGGUGAAAGUGCAGAUGGGAGAGAACCAUAUUCUCAAGGACAAUCAAUGGUUCGUGUAUGACGAUCAAGUGGCCGAAGCUCCGAAAUGGCAAAGAAUCAAAAUGCUUAAACCUGCAGCAGGCCUGCCAAUGAUCGAUGAUGACAACGGUGAUGAAACGAUUUUGUUGAAUGGAAAACUCAGCAGCAUGCUCGCUCCGUUGUGGCGUUUUCAACCAACCGUGCAGUUACUGAUGCCUUGCCUUUUGUUUAUUGAUUGUACUAAGAGUUGUUGUCUUAUUUUGAUCCCUAGCUUUAACUUCAGUAGAAAUAUUCUGUGUAAAACUUAUUCUAUAGUCAAUAGAAUCUCUUGUAGAUUAGUAGC